Molecule: messenger RNA, 6586 nt
Organism: Gloeophyllum trabeum ATCC 11539
Lineage: Eukaryota; Fungi; Basidiomycota; Agaricomycetes; Gloeophyllales; Gloeophyllaceae
Product: Sec63-domain-containing protein
Exons: 9
Coding region: 59-6418 (2119 amino acids)
Cellular component (GO): nucleus
Molecular function (GO): nucleic acid binding; ATP binding; ATP hydrolysis activity
Source: RefSeq, a predicted model, not a curated record
AGACAAGGAGCCUGAUGGCGCCCCAACGUCCUUGGCGGGUCGAAUUGACCCGAGGGAAAUGGGUUCUCGGGUUCAGAGGGAGGCUCCGAAGGACGUAGAAAAGAAGAAGAAGAGGGCCGCGGAGCGACAGGAGGCUACGGAGAAGCAGCUAAGCAAGCGGAAAGCUGAAGCUGCUGGCUUUGGCUAUGCGGACAUUAUCGAGGCGACACAGGAUGUGGAAGGGCUCACAUACCGCCCACGGACAGCAGAGACGCGAGAAGUUUACGAACUUAUUCUUUCUUCUGUGCAUCAAGCUCUUGGAGACCAGGCGCAGGACGUUGUACGUAGCGCUGCUGACACAGUGCUCGAGACGUUGAAAAAUGACAGCCUCAAAGACUUCGACAAGAAGAAGGAGGUUGAGGAUGUGCUUGGGCCGAUUGCGAAUGAGUCCUUCUCGCAACUGGUUAACCUGUCGAAGAAGAUUACGGACUACGGCGCAGAGGACGAGAAGAUAGUGGACCCUGACUUGGAGCGGAAGGAGGGCGAAAUUGAUGAGGACGUGGGUGUCGCCGUUGUCUUCGACGAGGAGGAGCAAGAGGACGAGGAAGAGGAAGGCUACGAGGUACGAGAAGAGACUGACGAUGAGGAUGAGGAAAUGGGAGAGGACCAAGAGGAUCAGGCACCCGAAGAGACCCUCGAAGGUGAGGAGCUGGUUGUCGGCGGAGAGUCUUCUGCCCGGACUACAGCCAAGGCAAAGGCGGAUAAGGAUAUCGUCUCGCCUCAUCAAGUGGACGCGUUCUGGGUGCAGCGCCAGGUAUCCGAGGUAUACCCUGACCCUGUCACGGCGGCGGACAAGGCCUCCUCCGUCCUGUCAAUACUCGGCUCAGAAUCUAGCCUUCGGGAUUGCGAGAACCAGCUCAUGGAACUGUUCGAGUACCAAAGCUUCCCUCUCAUCACGAAGUUCCUGAAGAACAGGGACGUGAUUGUCUGGUGUACCAAGUUGCAAAGAAGUGACGCGGAUGAACGAGUCAACGUCGAGGUUGCUAUGCGAGAGAAGGGAGUUGGAUGGAUUCUGCGUGAACUCGCGGGUGACAGACAGGCGAAGGCUCGUGACGCGGACGCGAUGGACGUUGACCAGGACGCGAAGAAGGUUGACGUCCCAAAGACAGGUACGCUCGCACCCGGCUCAACGGUCCAACCUAAGAGAGUUGUCGAUUUGGAGAGCAUGGCCUUCAGCCAGGGUGGGCAUCUGAUGUCGAAUAAGAAGUGCAAGCUCCCUGAAGGGAGUUUCAAGCGCGCUAGGAAAGGGUUUGAGGAGAUCCAUGUGCCCGCGCCUAAGAAGAAGACGAGUGAUGCCGCGACGGUACCCAUCUCCGAUCUUCCGGCAUGGGCAAGGGAGGCCUUCCCUGGGUACAAGCACUUAAACCCUGUCCAAAGCAAACUGUACCCCACUGCAUUCGGUACCGAUGAGCCUAUCCUGUUAUGCGCUCCUACAGGCGCCGGAAAGACCAACGUCGCGGUUCUCACUAUUCUGAAUGAGAUGUCAAAGUGGAGGGACGAAGCCACCGGGCAAUUCGAUCUGGAUUCAUGGAAGGUCAUCUAUGUUGCGCCCAUGAAGGCGCUCGUGCAAGAGCAAGUUGGCCAAUUCAGCAAGCGGCUCGCACCCUACGGAAUCAAAGUCGGGGAGUUAACUGGUGAUGCUCAGAUGACGAAGCAGCAAAUUUCCGAGACGCAGAUCAUCGUGACUACCCCAGAGAAGUACGAUGUCAUUACGCGCAAGAGCUCCGACACGAGCUACACCAAUCUUGUCCGACUCAUCAUCAUCGACGAGAUUCAUCUCCUGCACGAUGAGCGUGGCCCUGUUCUUGAGAGUAUAGUAGCCAGGACUAUAAGGCGGAUGGAGCAAACAGGCGAGUACGUGCGCCUCGUCGGUCUUUCAGCUACUUUGCCCAACUACCAGGACGUCGCGACCUUCUUGCGCGUGGACGAGUCGAAGGGAUUGUUCUACUUCGAUGCAUCCAGUCGGCCAUGUCCGUUGCAGCAGCAGUUCGUCGGUGUCACCGAGAAGAAGGCAAUUAAACGGUACCAGGUCAUGAACGAGGUCUGCUACGAGAAGGUCCUCGAUCAAGCCGGCAAGAAUCAGGUACUCGUGUUCGUUCACUCGAGGAAGGAAACGGCCAAGACUGCCAAAUUUAUACGAGAUAUGGCUAUCGAGAAGGAGACCAUAACGCAAUUUGUCAAGCCUGACUCUGCCGUUCGGGAAAUUCUGAACGAGGAGGCUGGCAACGUGAAGGAUGGCAAUCUGAAAGACCUGUUGCCCUUCGGGUUUGCUAUCCACCACGCCGGCAUGACAAGGGAGGACCGUGGUUUGGUGGAGGAACUGUUCGCCGAUGGCUCCAUUCAAGUUCUUGUUUGCACAGCGACUCUCGCCUGGGGUGUCAACCUUCCAGCGCAUUGCGUCGUGAUCAAGGGCACGCAAAUUUACAACCCCGAGAAGGGUCGGUGGGUGGAGUUGUCCCCUCAAGACGUUUUGCAGAUGCUUGGCCGCGCCGGUCGCCCACAGUAUGACACGUUCGGAGAAGGUGUCAUCAUCACGAAUCACUCCGAGCUCCAGUACUACUUGAGUUUGAUGAAUCAACAGCUCCCUAUCGAAUCUCAGUUCGUCGCGAAAUUAGCAGAUAACUUGAAUGCGGAGAUUGUCUUAGGCACAAUACGGAAUCGCGACGAAGCUGUCCAGUGGCUGGGCUACACGUAUUUGUACGUCCGCAUGCUCAAGUCACCGAGUCUCUAUAGUGUCGGCGUCGAUUACGAGGACGACCAGGGUCUGGUCCAGAAGCGUGCCGACAUCAUUCACUCUGCCGCUGCCAUGCUCGAGAAAUGUCACCUCAUCAAGUACGAACGGGCGUCCGGUCGCUUCCAAAGCACCGAACUUGGUCGUAUAGCAUCUCAUUACUACGUCACCUACAACUCUAUGGCGACAUACAACAAGCACCUGCGUCCGUCUAUGCAGAUGCUCGAGCUCUUCAGGGUGUUCGCUCUGUCGAACGAGUUCAAAUACAUACCCGUGCGACAAGAGGAAAAGCUGGAGCUUGGAAAGCUGCUGGAGCGCGUCCCGAUCCCUGUGAAGGAAAGUGUCGAUGAGCCUGCUGCCAAAAUCAACGUCCUCUUGCAGGCGUACAUUUCACAGCUGAAACUUGAAGGUUUCGCAUUAGUGGCGGACAUGGUUUUCGUCCAGCAGUCAGCGGGGCGUAUUCUCCGUGCCAUGUUCGAGAUAUGCCUGAAGCGAGGUUGGGCUGUGCCAGCCAGAGCUGCCUUGGAUAUGUGCAAGAUGGUCGAAAGACGGAUGUGGGGUUCCAUGACCCCUUUGCGCCAAUUCAAGCGGGUGCCUCCUGAGAUUAUCCGUAAAGCUGAGGGGAAACAAUUCCCAUGGUACCGUUAUUUCGAUCUGAACCCUCCCGAGAUUGGGGAAUUGCUAGGUAUUCCGAAGGCAGGCCAACUAGUCCAUCGCCUCGUCCACAGUUUCCCCAAGCUUCAAUUGCAAGCGCAGGUUCAGCCCAUCACCCGGUCGCUGCUGAGAAUAGACCUUUCCAUCAUCCCGGACUUCCGCUGGGAUGAGAACAUACAUGGUUCCGCCGAGACAUUCUGGAUCAUCGUGGAGGAUGUCGAUGGCGAGAUCAUACUGUUCCACGACACAUUCUUGCUGCGUCAAAAGUAUGCUGAAGAUGAGCAUAACGUAACGAUCACGGUACCGAUGUUCGAGCCAGUACCCCCCAACUAUUACAUCUCAGUCAUCUCGGAUCGAUGGCUUCAUGCGGAGACUCGUCUACCCAUUUCUUUCAAGCAUCUGAUCCUCCCGGAGAAGUUUCCGCCUCCCACCCCGUUGCUGGACCUCCAACCUCUCCCCCUCUCCGCUCUUCACAACAAGGAAUUCGAGAGCAUUUAUGCUUCGACCAUUCAGACGUUCAACAAGAUUCAAACUCAAGUGUUCCAAGCUCUUUACACGUCCGAUGAGAAUGUCUUUGUAGGCGCACCCACUGGCAGCGGGAAGACCAUCUGCGCCGAAUUUGCUCUUCUAAGGCUGUGGAGCAAGCGCGAGCAACCUCGGGCGGUUUGCAUAGAACCUUUCCAAGAAAUGGUCGAUCAGCGGGUUGCUGAAUGGCGGUCGAAGUUCGGCAAUCUGCAGGGCGGGAAGGAAAUCGUGAGUCUCACCGGGGAGACCGCUGCCGAUCUACGACUGCUAGAGAAGGGCGACGUUAUUGUCUGUACACCUACGCAGUGGGAUGUCAUAUCGCGUCGCUGGCGGCAACGGAAGAACGUCCAGACUAUUGGUUUGCUCAUUGCAGAUGAGGUUCAACUAGUGGGAGGUGAGAUCGGUCCGACGUAUGAGGUGGUCAUUUCCCGAACCCGGUACGUCUCGGCGCAGACAGAUAUCAAGACUCGUAUUGUGGCCUGUGGCGUCUCGCUCGCCAAUGCUCGUGAUCUGGGCGAAUGGAUCGGUGCUCCUUCACAUGCCAUCUUCAACUUCCCUCCCAGCGCUCGCCCACUGGAUAUGGACAUCCAUUUGCAAAGCUUCAACAUCCCUCACUUCCCAUCCUUGAUGAUUGCCAUGGCGAAGCCAGCCUACCUGUCCGUCAUGGAGUAUUCGCCCAACAAGCCCGUCAUUAUCUUCGUGCCCUCCCGCCGUCAGUGCCGACUGACAGCAGACGACAUCUUGACACAUUGCGGUGCUGAUCAGGACGAGAACCGGUUCUUGCAUGUGGAAGAAGCUGACCUCCAACCGCAUCUCGAUCAUGUGAGCGAUCAGGGGCUAGUAGAGACCCUUAAGCACGGUAUCGGAUAUUAUCACGAGGCUCUAAGCAAGCAGGAUAAGCGUAUCGUGGAACGUUUGUUCCAAUCUGGUGCUAUUCAAGUCCUCAUUGCCUCAAAGGAUACCGCAUGGGCACUUCCAGUCGCCAGCUACAUGGUCAUCAUAAUGGGUGUCCAGUACUACGAAGGCAAGGAGCAUCGGUAUGUCGACUAUCCUGUGAUGGAUGUACUGCAGAUGAUGGGCCGAGCCUGCCGACCAUUGGAGGACGACCGGAGUCGCUGCGUAUUAAUGUGCCAGCAAACUCGUAAGGACUUCUACAAGAAGUUCCUUGCCGAGGGUCUGCCGAUCGAGUCACAUUUACCGACGCAUCUGCUGCAUGAUUAUUUCCUUGCUGAGAUUGCUGUCAAGACGAUUGAGAACAAGCAAGACGCCAUGGAUAUCCUGACGUGGACGUACUUCUACCGACGAAUGACCCAGAACCCGAACUACUAUAAUCUGCACAACGUCAGUCACCAGGCGCUGUCCGACCACUUAUCUGAGUUAGUGGAGAAUACUCUGAAUGACCUGGUUAACUCGAAAUGCAUCACUAUCGAGGACGAGAUGGAUGUGUCUGCCUUGAACUUAGGCAUGAUCGCUGCCUACUAUAACAUCUCUUACGUCACGGUUGAGGUCUACACGCUGUCGUUGAAAGAGCGAACUAAGCUCAAGGGUAUCCUCGAAGUAGUGUCGUCGUCUGCCGAGUUCGAGACGAUACCGAUCCGCAAGCACGAGGAUGUCCUGCUCCGCCGUAUCUACGACCGUGUCCCAGUCAAGCUGGACCGGGCAGACUUCGAAGCGCCGCAUUUCAAGACGUUCCUUCUUCUGCAGGCUCACUUCUCCCGCCUGCAAUUACCGCCUGAUUUGGCGGCCGAUCAGGUGCUCGUUCUGGAGAAGGUGCUGAACUUGCUAUCUGCCUGCGUGGACGUCCUAUCGUCGAACGCGUGGCUGAACGCUUUGCGUGCGAUGGAUCUGUCGCAGAUGUGCGUGCAGGCGAUGUGGGAAACUGACUCGCCACUCAAGCAGAUCCCUCAUUUUGAGCCCGAUGUAAUUGCGCGCUGUAAGGAAGCUGGCGUCGAGUCGGUGUAUGAUAUUAUGGAGAUGGAGGAUGACAAGCGCAACGCUGUCUUGCAGAUGGAUGCUCGGCAGAUGCGCGACGUGGCCACCUUUGUCAAUUCGUAUCCGACCCUGGAUGUUAACCACGAGCUUGUCAAGGGCGAGUACACAGCGGGUGCGCCUAUCACCUUGAAGGUGGCUCUCAGCAAGGACGCGGACGAGGAGGAAGACUCCAAUGAUGAUCAGACCGUUGUCGCGCCGUACUACCCCCUGAAGAAAAUGGCAAAUUGGUGGCUUGUGGUGGGCGAUCCCAAGAGCCAGCAACUGUUGUCGAUCAAGAAGGUCACAGUGACGAAGAGCCUGGCCGUGAAGCUCGAGCUGACGCUUCCUGAGGGCAAGCACAGCCUGCACCUAUAUGUGAUCUGCGACAGUUACGUGGGCGCAGAUCAUGACAUUCCGCUGGAGACAAUUGAAGUAGCGGAGGGAGAGGAGAGUGAUAGCGAUGAGGACAUGGAGAGCGGGGACGAGAUGGAGGAGUAGAUGUUCCCCCGGGUAACUUCCUUGCAUGUGGCGAAAAUGUAUCAUUAGUCUCUUGGUCCUGCAUACCAUUGUUAUUUGCUUCGUAUGUACAGUAGUAGUGUGAUGUUGUAAUAUGGCCAUAGGGCCAUUAGAGCUCUGCUUGCACCUGGAAGCCUAUAGCACACUUCC